AUGGAUUUCUCCGACUUUGAAGUCAUCGACCCAAUCGCCGAGUUUGGCCAUGAGAGCAGCGACGAUGAGGAUGCCCAGCCGCCGUACGCGCAUCUUCAGGGCGGUCAUCCCCCAUGGCAGGGCCAUGAGGGUAAGCUAAAACUGACGAGUGAUGCCAUCACCAGCAAUGGAAUUCGUCUCUCGAUUUCCGACCUUUCGAACCCAUUGGCUCGUAUGCUCCCUACCGUUUACCAGUAUCGCGCCUCCAUUUCUCUUUACGACUCUCAAUAUGAUCCCGAGACUGGAGAUCAGAUUCCCAUUCCCGACGAUAUCAUCGAGUCUGUCGUUUCAGUCUUGAGUCGAUUCGUUGUGAUUUGCGGCGACUUCCGCUGUAAGAAGGAGAAUAUCCAUGUUAUCGCGACCGAAGCCACCCGCGCUGCACUCAACUCGAAGCAGUUCUUGGCUGCUAUCAAAGACAAGACUGGUCUGACAGUUGAGCUCCUACCUAAAGAGGAAGAGGGCCAGAUCGGUGCCCUCGGAAUCGCCAGUGGCUUCUCUAACAUGGAAGGCCUUGUGAUGGACCUUGGCGGUGGCAGCACCCAGAUUACCUGGAUGCUCAGCUCGGGCGGUCAGGUUCGCAUGAGUCCCAAAGGCAGCUUCAGCUUCCCAUAUGGAGCUGCUGCUUUGACCAAGAAGCUUCACGAUCUUCGUGACGGUAAGAAGAAGGAUGAAGCCGAUGCAGCUGUCAAGGCUUUCGAGAAGGAAAUGAUCGCCAACUUCAAGGACGCAUACAACAAUCUGCAGAUCCCCGCCGAGAUGACCGAGAAGGCUGAGAAGGAAGGCGGGUACCGUAUUUAUCUCUCCGGAGGUGGUUUCAGAGGAUGGGGAUAUUUGCUCCUGUACCUGAAUCAGACCGAUGGCAGCUACUAUCCCAUUUCCAUUAUCAAUGGAUACACUGCCAAGCGCAAACAGUUUGAGGACACCGAGGCUCUCAAACAUGUCGCUCAUGCUGCGAAAGACAUUUUCCGUGUUUCCGAUCGUCGAAGAUCCCAGGUUCCCGCGGUCGCGUUCCUUGUCAAUGUUCUUUCAGAGUCCAUUCCUGGAGGUAUCAGAGAGGCACACUUUUGUCAGGGCGGUGUCAGAGAAGGCUUCCUCUUCCGCCAGCUUUCACCAUCUAUUCGAGCUCAGUCUCCCCUAGAGGUUGCCACAGGCUACUUUGCCCCGGGUUCGCGACAUCUCAUUCAGCAAUUACUCAAGAACGCAAUCCCGAAACCUUCUAAGAAGAAGGAGUUCCCAGAGGAGUUCGGCGAGCCUGUUGUUGACUCCUUCGCCAAUGCGAUGUAUCUGCACAUGUUCAUGAGUAAGGAGACGGCCUCAACGACGGCUUUGUACUCAACCAGUGUUGGAAACAUGUCUGCGAUCCACGGUGUUUCGCACCAAGAUCGAGCAAGGUUGGCCUUGAUGCUUGAGUCCAGAUAUGGUGGUGAACUUCCUCCUCGUGAGCUCGAGUUCCGUGAGUCACUUCGUGACAUGCUCACGCCUGAGGAAGUCUGGUGGGCAUCAUACCUCGGCAGGGUCGGACAACUCAUCACCGCGCUCUACCCAGCCGGUAAGAUCCACAAGUCGAAGCCACGCGUGGUGUUCACCUCUCAGUGGUCGUACACUUUGGGCAAGAAGAAGAAUAAGGAAGGUCUUCUGCUCACAAUCUCUGUACAGAAAACCAACGAUGACCCAGCAAGAACAAAGGAAACUGUCAAGGAGGCAGCUAGUGAUGUGGAAAAGAUUGGAAAGAAGAAGAACUGGAUUGGAGAUGAUGAGCCUUGGGGAAUGAAGGUUAAAGUCAGGGUUGUGGAGGAGGGCAUUCUCUCUGAGGAGAUGGAGAAGCUGAAAAUGUAG
Molecule: messenger RNA, 1875 nt
Organism: Fusarium fujikuroi IMI 58289
Lineage: Eukaryota; Fungi; Ascomycota; Sordariomycetes; Hypocreales; Nectriaceae
Product: related to RTG2-retrograde regulation protein
Exons: 2
Coding region: 1-1875 (624 amino acids)
Biological process (GO): regulation of transcription by RNA polymerase II
Source: RefSeq, a predicted model, not a curated record